Molecule: messenger RNA, 1500 nt
Organism: Nicotiana tabacum (common tobacco)
Lineage: Eukaryota; Viridiplantae; Streptophyta; Magnoliopsida; Solanales; Solanaceae
Source: RefSeq, a predicted model, not a curated record
UAACAAGACUAAAUUGUACUCCCGCUAGUAGAUAUCACAUAUAUGAAUUUUUUUCUUCCAUUGUGUCCUAUCUUUAGCAAAGUCUGCGCUGAUCCCAAGAAAUACUAGGCCUUACGAGACAACUUAGUUCCCAUGAGAUUUUAGGUCUACCUCGUCCCCUACCCCAACUUGUUUGGGAAGUGAGCUUAAAUUGAUGUUUACUUAUAUCCAUUAAUAAAGGAACUUGCUUUGGAUUGCUGUUUAGUUGUUUCUGUUUUUGUUCUAUAAAUAAUGUAUACAUAAAUAGUUUUUCACCUUAAAUAUAUACAUAAGAAGAACAGCUGUGUUGUUUAAAAGAAGAAGACAGGAAGGAGGUGGAACACGCGACCAGAGUUUUAUUUCUGAACCUUCUCUACCAGUGUGCCGGGGUUGGUAUUUAGCCAAUCUAAAAAGUGUAUCAAUCAAUCAACUAAUAUUAGUUGGAGAAUCAGUUUAAAAAUUUAUACUCAUCUUUUCAAUUAAAUAGGAUCAUACAGAUACAUGUAUGGUAAAUUAUUAGGCGAAGCAGUCUUGCCACACUGAUCACUGCAAUGUUGUUCCGCCCCUGCCUUGGUAGCUUUAUCACUUUAGUUUGUUAGGGAAUUAUAUCUUAUUUUGACAUGCUUCCCAUUGUUACUUGGUGGUUUUUGUAUGAAUUUCUUGCAGAAAAUGUGGCCUUAUACAACAUGUUUCAUGAAUGCUAUGCUAUAUGUAAGUGAUAAAGGAAUGAAUUUCCCUUCUCUGCAGAGAAUGCUAGAGUUAUGGUCCUGGCAGCAACCAAUCGCCCAACUGACCUUGAUGAGGCAAUACUUAGGCGCUUCUCUCAGUCAUUUGAAAUUGGGAAGCCUUCCCUUAGUGAUAGAACAAAGAUAUUUAAGGUAGUUUUGAAGGGUGAGAGAAUUGAAGAUAACGUUGACUUUGAUCGACUUGCUGGCUUGUGUGAGGGAUACACUGGUUCAGACAUUCUCGAGGCCUGCAAGCUAGCUGCCUUUAUUCCUCUUAGGGAGUAUUUGCACGAUGAGAAGAAAGGAAAGCAAUCACAGGCUCCAAGGCCAUUGUCACAGUCUGAUCUAGAGACAGCUUUGGCUCAAUCAAAGAAGACCAAGAUUACUGCUAGGAAACCUGCUGUAGUGAGCUUUCGGUUGGAUGAUUAUGAGGAUUUAGACUGAAGCUGGCUCCAGCAGGAGGUAGUAUGGUGUUCAAGUGAUGACUAUAGGCAUCUAUUGAUGAGAUCAUUCCAUAGGCCUUUUCCAUUCGGAGAAUCUCAAUGCUCUAACCUGCUUAGGAAUUUGGAAGAUAGAUAGGUCAUUUAACUUCAUUGCUUCAAUGUUGUAAAUACCAUGAAAAAAUAGAGGAAUUACAUUAGUACAAGCUCAUUUAACUUCAUUGUCUUUGGAAGGAUCCAAAUGAUAGCUAUUCCUGAUAAUUUGAAUGAUGGAAAAGAACUCAAGUGCAAUUUUAUUCCUUCUGAUUUUAUGACUC